Messenger RNA from Trypanosoma cruzi, 918 nucleotides. RefSeq lists its product as uncharacterized. The record is from RefSeq and is a predicted model, not a curated record. The transcript has a single exon. The annotation marks the transcript as partial. NCBI's taxonomy places the organism in Eukaryota, Euglenozoa, Kinetoplastea, Trypanosomatida, Trypanosomatidae.
AUGGUGGCUGCGGUUUGGUGCUUUUUUCUCAAAGCCAAAGAAGGGGUGCAUAAGGUUAAGGGAAGAGGAAAAAGGCAGGGACGGCACAUGGCGUCUGUUACGGGUGGCCGGGAGAAGUCGCGCUCUUCAACAGCUCCAUCGACAUUUGCGGCGUUACGCACCUCCAACCGCCAGAGAAGGGAUAUUAGCGAGAAGCGUCGAGUGAAAGGCAGCAGAACAGUGAGUGCCGAACGGAGAGCGGUGGAAAAGGAGAAUCUCCAAGCUCAGUUGACGUAUCACAGGACGCGUCUCGUGGAGAAGCUUCUUGAUCUUUACGUCCGCGAUGCCCUUUCAAACUCCUUUGCAGAGUUGCGGCGUAAGGAGAGAGAAAGGACCUUCCACAGGGCCCUCACUGCGUCAUUCUCGGAGUGGAGUGCAAGCGGCGAGGGUGGGCGCAAGUACACAGUAGGGCGGACUCACGCAACUAAUGGCGGACCCACUGCAAAUGUCUCGGAGAUGGAACGGAUGAUACGAGAACGCCUGCGGGAUGAGUACCGCGUGGAUGCUGCGCAUGCUGCAGAGCACUGGUUCACGUCGCCGCAAGAGGAUGGAUUUGUCUUUGUCGUGCUGCGUCGAUUAGUUUCCAUGACGCGGGAGGAGGCACAACAAGAAAUACGGAAAGCCGUAGCGCAGUACGUUGACCCACAUGUGAAGGCGUUUUGGGACCUCAAACGCCUGCAUCGAGUGACGGCUGGAUACAGUCUUUAUGGGAGUGAGCUGAGAAGUGUACAGGAGGCCAUCCACCGUGCCAUUGCAAAGAAGAGGGCGGAGUUGGAGAGACAUCGUGCCACCCAGACCGAGUUGCAGCGGGCGGAUCGCGUCCAUCGUGUGAAGACGGCUUUUUCCAUGUUGAAAAGAGAUGUGGGGGAUGUCUCCUCU